AUGCAGGCGUUAAAGGCCUGGAAGAAGCAGCACAAUGAAGUGACUUGGUCGAAGAAGAAAGCCUCACUCGCAGUGCUGCGGCAAAAGGAGAAGGAGGACGAGCAGGCUGCGCGAACGCUCCGGGACAAGAGGAGGGCCGACAAAGAGAACGCGGCCAACAGCCGCGCUCGAGCCCCACUGCCGUUCCCGGAGCGGGCAACCCUUGGCAAGACCCGCCGAGGCGAGGAGCACGCUGGAGCGAAGCGGCGAGACUUCGUCGCCAAGUGGGCGCAGUCCUAA
Messenger RNA from Symbiodinium necroappetens, 279 nucleotides. Lineage: Eukaryota; Dinophyceae; Suessiales; Symbiodiniaceae. The record is from the annotation of a GenBank genome assembly.